AUGGCAGAAAAAGUAAUCGAAGUCAAACAAAUCAGUAAAAGAUAUGGCGACAAAAUAGUUCUCAAAAAUGUCUCUUUCUCGGUGCGGCGAGGAACUAUUCAUGGUUUCAUUGGUCCCAAUGGAGCAGGUAAAACAACCACCCUCAGCAUCCUAACUCGUUUAGUUUUGCCAACCCACGGCGAGGUUUAUAUUGAUAACAAAUCAGUUAAUAGAGAACCAAGUUUUAAUCAACGCCUCGGUUUUAUUCCUGCUGAGCCAAAAUUUCCUAGUCUCACCGUGGAAAAUUAUAUCCUAGAUUGUGGUUAUUUACGAGAUAUUCCCAAGGAGCAAGUGCUACGGAAACUGGCCAGUUCACCUUUAUCUCAAUUUCGCCACCAAAACUGUCAUUCUCUUUCCACUGGUUGGAAGAAAAUAUUGCAAGUUUUCACUUUAAGCCUUUAUCGACCAAAAAUACUCUUGUUGGACGAGCCUUUUAAUGGCUUAGACCCUAGUUUUCGCCAAGAUUUAUUUAACAAUUUAAAAAAUAUCAAAGAACAAGGAGGAACAAUUUUAAUGUCCACUCACAUUCUUUCUGAUUUACAAAAAUUAGCCGAUGAUAUUACUAUGAUUAAAAGAGGCAAAAUUGUUUAUACGGGAACUAAAACUGCCGAUAUUGAACAAACUUAUGAGGAUUACUUUAUUGAGAAAGGAAAAAAAAUCAUUUUUUUAGUUGGAGUAGUUUGGUUUAUUAUUCCUUAUCUUGCUUAUCGUGGUUCAGCCAAACUCUUUGAAAAUAAGACAAGAGAAAUGGCUGAGAAUCCGAGUCUUAGUGCUGAAGAAAAAAGAAGGUUGCAAGAAAGUGCAAGAAAUCAAUUAAAAGAGUAUAAUUUUCGUGAAUUUAACCGUUUGGGGUUUGGAACAGAUGAAAGUCAAAUAUUUGCUAUUUUGUGGAAAAUUAAUCGUCGAGUAUUAGCUGAGAAUAUAAAACUGCUAGCCGAAAAAAAAGAGGCAGGUGCUAGUCAGGAGGAGUUAGAAAAUUUAAAAGGAAUAAUAUCAGAGCAAGAAGCGUUUGAUAAAUUUAAGUUGUUUGGGGUUGAUAUUUUGCUCUUUAAUGCUGACAAUUCUUUCUUUUUUAAUCAAGAUGAAGAGUAUAACACAGGAAAAAAAUAUUGA
Molecule: messenger RNA, 1152 nt
Organism: Ambispora gerdemannii
Lineage: Eukaryota; Fungi; Glomeromycota; Glomeromycetes; Archaeosporales; Ambisporaceae
Source: the annotation of a GenBank genome assembly